Notechis scutatus (mainland tiger snake) is the source of this 1456-nucleotide messenger RNA. NCBI's taxonomy places the organism in Eukaryota, Metazoa, Chordata, Lepidosauria, Squamata, Elapidae. The record is from RefSeq and is a predicted model, not a curated record.
GCCCUCUGACGUCGGCAGCGUAAACACCUAUGAGAAUAGCCGCCGUGCAUUCCGGUUGGAUAAACUGACCGACCUUUGGAUUUCGGCAAGUAAUAAGCGGAAGUUGCUCUCGCUUGCCUUUCCCUCUGGUUUUGGUGGUUCGCCGUCGCCUGACGUUACAGCAUGGCCACCUCAAGCAGCUUCCGUCUUCUCUUUCGAGCCGCGCCGUCUUCUUGCUGGCGGCUUCUGGCGGCUCCUUUCCGAGCCGGCAGUACCUGGAAUAACGCAGCCCGCCUUGGCUCUUGCCGGUCCUUCCACGCGGCGACGGGGCUAAGCUCGGAAGAAAAAGUUACAGUACACUUUAUAAAUCGUGAUGGUGAUAAAUUAACAGCCAAAGGAAAGGUUGGAGAUUCACUUCUAGAUGUUGUGAUAGAUAACAAUCUAGACAUAGAUGGAUUUGGUGCAUGUGAAGGAACACUUGCCUGCUCUACAUGUCACUUAAUCUUUGAAGACCACAUAUUUGAAAAAUUAGAUGCAAUUACAGAUGAAGAAAUGGACAUGCUGGACCUUGCCUAUGGCUUGACAGAAAGAUCACGUUUGGGCUGUCAAAUUUGCUUGAAGAAAUAUAUGAACAAUAUGACUGUCCGAGUGCCUGAAGCCGUUGCUGAUGCCCGACAAUGUAUAGAUAUGAGCAAGAACCCAUAAAAUAAUGCUUAAGGGUGUGUUUCAUGAUAUUAAAAAUAUUUUACUACUUAUUUCUAAUUUUUAAAGAAAUUGAAAUACUCAUCCUUUGAUUAUGUAUGUUGAGGAUAUUAAUUUUUAAAAAUUACAGUCAGCCUUAUUUUGAGAGGAUAAAACAAGAAGAUAUUUAAAAGAGACAUGUGGAGUGAUAGAUAAAAUACAGUUAAAGAGGAGGUUUCCUUUAAGGAAAUUACUCCUUUUGUUUUCAUUUAAUAAUGCAUCAUUACUGCUGCUGCUGCAUUCAUGUUUUCCCAAAAUAAUAAUUACAUGCUGGAUUUGCAGUAGCUGAGAAUAAAAGUUAAAAUUUUAAAUUACAUUUUUCACACUGAAGUACUGAAAAUACAUUUACCAGAGAGUAAAUCACUAGUGAUAUUAGUCACUAUUAACUGAUCAAUUUUGGCACAAAUUAAUUGUAAGAUUGUAUAAUUGUACAAAAUCCUAUUGAAUCUCGUAGGAAUUUCAUAUUCAUAGUUUUAUGCCAUGUUAUAGCCAACAUGGGCAUAUACACCAAGACAAAUUCUUUAUGUGUCUCACCACACUUGGCCAAUAAAGCAUUCAUUCACAUGUUGGAAGCAUUUCCAAAGGUUUUUUAUCAGAAAUACUACAUAAGUACCAUGUUGUUUUAAAGAAGUUGCAUGGGCAAAGAUGCAUUUCUGGUUUUGUGGUAUGUUUCAUUUCAUGAGCAGAUGUUUUAUUCCCAAAAUGCUAGAAAUAUUCUUCCUAAUAGAAAAAAGAA